Molecule: messenger RNA, 921 nt
Organism: Aureococcus anophagefferens
Lineage: Eukaryota; Pelagophyceae; Pelagomonadales; Pelagomonadaceae
Exons: 1
Biological process (GO): lipoate biosynthetic process
Cellular component (GO): mitochondrion
Molecular function (GO): 4 iron, 4 sulfur cluster binding; lipoate synthase activity
Source: RefSeq, a predicted model, not a curated record
AAGCUCCCGAAGCCCCGGUGGCUCAAGGCCCAGCCCGCCGAGGGCGAGAACUACGAGCGGCUCCGGGGCACGGUCCGAUCGCUCGGUCUGGCGACGGUCUGCGAGGAGGCGCGGUGCCCGAACAUCGGCGAGUGCUGGGGCGGCAAGUCGGCGCGCAAGGACGACGGCUCGAAGCCCGACGAGGACGACCACACGGCGACGGCGACGAUCAUGAUCAUGGGCGACACGUGCACGCGGGGCUGCCGCUUCUGCUCCGUGAAGACGAGCCGGACGCCCCGGGCCCUCAACCCCGAGGAACCGAAGAACACGGGCCGGGCCGUCGCCGAGUGGGGUUUGGACUACGUCGUCAUCACGUCCGUGGACCGCGACGACGUCCACGACCACGGCUCGGGCCACAUCGCGGAAACGGUCAAGGAGCUGAAACUGGCCAACGAGAAUUUACUCGUGGAGGUGCUGAGCCCGGACUUUGGGGGCGACCUGGCCCGCGUCGAGACCGUGGCCCACAGCGGCCUCAACGUCUUCGCGCACAACAUCGAGACCGUCGAGCGGCUCACGCCCUUGGUGCGGGACCGCCGCGCGGGCUACCGGCAGACGCUGGACGUGCUGCGCCACGCCAAGGCGUCCGCCGGCGUCCUCACGAAGACGUCGAUCAUGCUCGGCUUCGGCGAGGCCGACGACGAGAUCCGCGCGACGCUCGCGGACCUCCGGGACGCGGGCGUCGACGUCGUCACGUUCGGCCAGUACCUCCAGCCGACGAAGCGCCACCUCAAGGUCAAGGAGUACGUGACGCCGGAGAAGUUCGACGCCUGGAAGGACGAGGCCGACGCCAUGGGCUUCCUCUACGUCGCGUCGGGGCCCCUCGUGCGCUCGUCGUACCGCGCGGGCGAGCUCUACGUGAAGAACCUCCUGCAGGGCCGCAAG